AUGCAAAUCCCCAUCACCUUUCCCUCACUCAUCAUACUGUCCACCUUCAGUUUCACUGGAGUCUCUGGCAAGUGCUUCACCAGCGGUAUCAAUUGGUCGAGCAAGGACUUGGCUGUAGGCCAUGUCGAAGCAGCCUGUCGUGGCGGCGUUUUCACUGGUGUCUUCAAACCCGGUGAGAGAAAGUACCUCUGCGUCAGGGCCGGUGAAAACCUCAAGUGGGAAUUCGCCAUCACCAACCAAAACACCCGCGAUUCAUUCGACCUUCAGGACGAACACUGUAUUGGCGGACUAGGCAACGAAGUUCGUGGUUGUGAUAAGGGAGGGGUUAGCAGUGUCUCUGGAUGGGAAUUCAGUUCUGAUCCCAAUGUUGGAUACUGCAAGUGA
Molecule: messenger RNA, 384 nt
Organism: Fusarium subglutinans
Lineage: Eukaryota; Fungi; Ascomycota; Sordariomycetes; Hypocreales; Nectriaceae
Exons: 2
Coding region: 1-384 (127 amino acids)
Source: RefSeq, a predicted model, not a curated record